Hipposideros armiger (great roundleaf bat) is the source of this 2280-nucleotide messenger RNA. RefSeq names its product calcineurin like EF-hand protein 2 (gene CHP2). The record is from RefSeq and is a predicted model, not a curated record. NCBI's taxonomy places the organism in Eukaryota, Metazoa, Chordata, Mammalia, Chiroptera, Hipposideridae. The transcript is spliced from 7 exons. Gene Ontology annotation, molecular function: calcium ion binding. The coding region runs from base 265 to 855 and encodes 196 amino acids.
GCGGGCGGGGCCCGGCCUCCCCCAGCCUCUGUCCGCGCCAACCUCUGGACCUGGGGAUGAAACAGCCCAUUGUUCGCGCAGUCCUCUGGCCCCGCCACCCUGGGCGUUGCUUUCUGUUCGCCUGGGUCACGGGUGGGAGGUGAAGAACGCCGGGGUUCAGGAGCCUGGCUCCCCGCCAGGCCUGUGGCCUUCGGCCCCGGGGGCCACCGUGCGGCCGCGCCUGGGCGGGAACACAGAUCGCGGGUGUCAGGCUGCAGCGCUGUCAUGGGUUCCAGCAGCUCGGUCGCGGCGGGGAUCCCGGACGUAGAGAAAAUUCGGCGGGAGACGGGCUUCUCGCACGCCAGCCUGGUCCGCCUCUACCACCGGUUUCGGGCUCUGGACAAAAACAAGAAAGGCUACCUGAGCCGCGCGGAUCUGCAGGAGAUCGGGGCGCUGGCCGUGAACCCCCUGGGGGACCGCAUUAUAGACACCUUCUUCCCUGAUGGGAGUCUGCAGUUGGAGUUCCCGGGCUUUGUCCGAGUCCUGGCUCAUUUCCGACCUGUAAAUGAAGAGGACACCAGGACACGGGACCCCAAGGAACCCGAACCCCUCAACAGCAGAAUGAACAAACUCCGCUUCGCCUUUCAGCUCUAUGACCAGGACCGAGAUGGGAAGAUCUCCCAGCCGGAGAUGCUACAGGUCCUCCGGCUGAUGGUCGGGGUACAGGUGACAGAAGAGCAGUUGGAGAGCAUCGCCGACCGCACCGUGCAGGAGGCCGAUGAAGAUGGGGAUGGGGCUGUGUCUUUCCAGGAGUUCACCAAGUGCUUGGAGAAGAUGAACAUCGAGCAGAAAAUGAGCAUCCGAAUCCUGAAGUGACCUUAUUUCUGCCUGGGAUCCCCCUCAGUCCCCCGGAGGCGGCCCCAGCAAGCUGCAUCUUUGCUUCUGCGCUGAACUCUCUCUAGGUCCAAGGAGAGAAAGCUGGACAGCUGGGUGCAAAGUCUAAUUCACAUGAUCUCAGAUCUGCGACUCGGCCAACCAUCUUUGGGUGGCAAGUGACUGAACCUCCAAAUCAAAGAGACUUCAGUUCCAAAGGGUUUUUAUGGGCUUGUGUAAUUAGAGUCCGGAAGUGUCUUCGGAAUACUGGGAAAACCUGGAAGUGUCUUCAGGCACAGCUGGAUCUGCAGGCUCAGAUGAUGCUCUCUGGACUCAGUUAUUCUCUCUCUGCUGUCUCAAGUCAGAUUCCCUCUGUGGUGGCUUCACUCUCAGGGUGGCUCUUUGCUCGUGCAGGAGGAUGGCCUCCUGCAGCUCCAGGCUUUCAUCUUACUGAGCGAGUCAUCCAGUGGGAACAGACUUCCUUUUUCCGUCAUUUCAGGCAAAGGGUGUCAUUUGCUCAACUGGGGGUUUGUCCCUUCUCCAGGGGGAACGAAAUGUUCUAAUUGCUAUGUGUUCGUGUGCUAACUGCUAGAGCUAGGGAAUAGGGUCUGAAGCCUCAAGAUGGGGUAAGGGAUGGGUGCUUAAAGGACAAUGAGGUGCUAUUAUCAGAAGAGGGGGCAACCAUGCCAGGCUGAGGAAACAGGGCUAUCUAUUACUGUUAAGUAAUUACUGUUAGCAUUACUGUUGAGGUGGAUGUUUGAAGUCUGGCUUCUUAAAUGGGUUUUCACUGAUCCCAUGGGUGCGUGCCCGGGUAAGGGGGUGUGGGAGGGGAGAGGGGAUGGAAAAAUAGCCAACAAGACACAGCUUCCUAGAGGAUGAUGUGAUUCAAAGGUUUGCAGAGUCAUUCCUUUUUUUUUUUUUAAUGGUAAGAUGCUCAAACGUCGACAUCGCAGAGAGAGUAUAAAAGUCAUAUAACAUCAUGAGAUUCUAGGUCUGUAGCAAAGCCCUGUGGCUGUAUGUAUGGGAGAUGCUGCUGGCAUCCUGCCCACUUGCCCUCCCAGGGCUGAGCUGGAAUUGUCUUGCGUCAACACGGGGCAGCCAGUUGGGCUCAGGCCUUCCUAACUCUACUUUCAGCGAUGUCACACCUGCAGUUUGAACUUGGCUGUGGUGGGAAUAGAUGCAUGACAGACAUCGGCAAGCGCAAUAGGCGGGAUAGGGCUUCUCUGCCUGGGAGAACCUGGUGCCAAACUGUUAUCAGCUCAUCAGCUUCCUGGCACUCACCAUCACCACUUAUCCCACCCCCACCCCCACCAUCACCACUUAUCCCACCCCCACCCCCAGCUUCGCUGAAGUAUAAUUGGUAUGCAAAAAACUGCGCAUAACUAAGGUAUACAAUUGGAUGAGUUUAGACAUAAUCAAGAUAAUAAA